Messenger RNA from Trichomonas vaginalis G3, 2451 nucleotides. Its product is annotated as ATP binding. The transcript has a single exon. Bases 1 to 2451 code for a protein of 816 amino acids. NCBI's taxonomy places the organism in Eukaryota, Parabasalia, Trichomonadida, Trichomonadidae. The record is from RefSeq and is a predicted model, not a curated record.
AUGGGUGAGCUUGUAAAUGCUGCAAGAACAUUAGGUGAAACAGGAAAUUUUGUAGAUGGUUUUAAAAGACUUGUUUCAAAUGUUUUAACAAACACAAAGAAAUUAUUUAGAUAUACCAUACAUAACGGACGGAUUUUCGAACAGGUAGCAACAAACCCUCCGGUUAUGGCUGCGUUGAUGAUGGUUAGAGAUAUAAAACCACGUAACGACGGGAACGAAGAACAUGAACAACAGAGCCCAACGGGCUCAGAGCCACAUAGUGGCGAGGAUACUGGUCGGGUUAUUCAAGACAUUAAAAACGUGUAUCCUGAAGUUAUUGAUUUAUUUAGAGGAGUUAAUGAUUCAAUUUCAAAACAUUCUAUAACCCUCGAUGAAGAGAAUAAAUUAACAGAUUAUAUAUUCGUCAUUAUUGCAGAAUUAAUGAAGAGAAUAAAUGAAAAAGGAAUUGGUGAUAUCAUUAAUGUCAGCGAUGUAAUGAUGAAAAGAAAUUUUGACUCAUUAUUUACAAAACCGAAAACAGAAUAUAGUCUUUAUGACGUAAUUACCGAAUUAAUGAAAAAGAUUAAUGAUAAUAAGAGUUCUGGCGGAAGAGUUGAAUUAGAAGUGAAUGAUGUUAAUGAGAAAUUAGCCGAAAAAGCAGAUAAAAACCACGUUCAUUAUAUAACUUCAGACGAACAGAUUAUAACGGACUACCAUGGAUAUUUAACACGAAGUGAUGAAGCGAAGACAAAAAAUGUUAAUGAAAGAAGAUAUAAAUACAUUCGUGCUAAAGGUUAUGACAUAAGCUGUACUGUACAGUAUGACACAGGUAAAGCACCAGAAGCAUUUAGUUAUAACGAUGAAAUUUAUGCCUCUACUUUCUCUGUUAAUGGUGUAUUAGUUGAACCAAGAUUUAUGUUAAGAGUUAAGGCAAAAAUAACGUUUGAAGAUGCUAUUAAAAGUAAAGCUGACAAAGUUGAACUUGACGCAACGAACAAAGUUUUGAAAUCUCAUAAACACAACAUCUCCGAUAUAAAUGAACUUCAAACUUCUUUAGACAGUAAAGCUGACAAGAACCAUACACAUAAAUCCUUCACUACUGUUAGAGCAGACGACAUAAUAUUGAACUUUGACCUUGGUUCAAGUGCACCAUUAGAAAAUCCAAGUACAAGCGUAAAAGAUACUCUUAACAGUUUAGAUAACAGUUGCAGGAACAUUGAAAGUCAUGCCAGAAACUUUGAAGCACAUGAACUACCAGCAAUGUUAGAUAAGAAAGCAGACAAGAACCAUACACAUAAAUCCUUCACAACUGUUGCUAUAGAAAGUAUUGAAGGAACGGUUGAAGAAACUGGUGGGGAGGGCGGAGCCCCGCCGCACGCGGCUGCAUUAUAUUGUAAACCUCCUAACUUUCCACAAGGUUUAACAUCGGAUGACGACAUAACGACGAUGAGAAACAUUAGAUGUAAAGAUGUUUAUGUCAUGAAGGAUGAACAUAAUAUUAAAUUCACUGCUCAAGAUUUAUAUGACAAGAAAGCAGACAAGAACCAUACACAUAAAUCCUUCACUACUGUUAGAGCAGACGACAUAAUAUUGAACUUUGACCUUGGUUCAAGUGCACCUUUAGAGAAUCCGAGUACAAGCGUAAAAGAUACUCUUAACAAUUUAGAUAAGAGUUGCAGGAAUACCGAAGAUCAUGCCAGAAACUUUGAAGCAUAUGAACUACCAGCAAUGUUAGACAAGAAAGCAGAUAAAACUUAUGUGGAUGCAGAACUAACAAAGAAAUUUUCGAAACCAGAUACAAUGACAUUUACAACAGAAAUUAUAAAUGGUGAACCAGCAACUCCAUUUGAAUUUGUUAGAGGUCUUCAACCAGAUACUUUUGAAUUUUUCUUGGAUAAUUCUAUUGAACUAACAUUACAUUAUAAAAGUGGAACAAAUGCAACAUUUCAUCCGGGAGAUACAUUCCAAAUGGUAUUUAAUGACAUAAGUUCUUUAGAAUAUGUUUAUAGAGUUAUGAGCAUAUAUGAUUUAAUAUAUCCUAUAGGAGCUGUUUAUACGUCUAUGAAUCCAAUAAAUCCAAACACUUUAUUUGGUGGUAGAUGGUAUGAAAUAGUUGACAGUUUUCCAUUCUACACUAAUACGCAGUCAAUGAAGAUGGGAGGUUCAAAGAAAAUAGGUAUUGAAAACCUUCCUUCACAUAUGCAUAGGUUCAGUGGAAGAACAUCUGUGGAAGGAAACCAUUCACAUUCAAUAACAAAAAGAGGUUAUACAAAUCUUGCAGCGGGUUCGGAUAGACAGGGAAUGCAUAGAUAUGAUAUCACAACUGACCCCAAAGAUGUUAGCACAGGUAUUUUCUGUGGAACUGCAGGAAAUCAUACACAUGUUGUAGCUGGUAUUACAGACCCAGCAGGUAAUGGAAAAGAUUAUAUGCCUCCUUAUAUAACAAUGCACGCUUGGAUACGAGUUGGUUAA